This is a messenger RNA of Sycon ciliatum, 2917 nucleotides long. RefSeq names its product adventurous-gliding motility protein Z-like. The transcript has 24 exons. Gene Ontology annotation, biological process: cilium assembly; clustering of voltage-gated sodium channels. The coding region runs from base 179 to 2506 and encodes 775 amino acids. NCBI's taxonomy places the organism in Eukaryota, Metazoa, Porifera, Calcarea, Leucosolenida, Sycettidae. Gene Ontology annotation, cellular component: centriole. The record is from RefSeq and is a predicted model, not a curated record.
ACACUGCAAGCGAAAAUAUGUGUACACGUAGCUCUGCGCUGCCGCUAGCGCUCUAGCAUCUACUGAUCAUCAACGCUUUGCUGUUCAGCUCAGCGCUUCGUUCUGUUUCGCUUCUAAAGCAACGACGAAAGCAAGGCGAUCCAGCAGUGCAGAGCGUCCGUUUGGGAGCAUUGUGGAAAUGGCAGACCAGAGCAGCAGCGGCUCGUUCAGCCAGGGUCACAGUUCAUUUAGCCAGUCGUCCACAAACCAAAUCACGAGUGGCGAUGAUUCCUUGUUGGCGGCUAGUCGGCCACAGCUAAUCAGUCCAUCUUCAGGUUCGUUCCAGGGCAGCUCUGGAGUGCUAAGGCUUCACCAGGCCUCCGGGUCAACUUCCAGAUUGCCGCGCCUUGCCGGUGCGGGGCGACCGAAGGCACCCAUGGACAAUGUACACGAGUCUCUCUCGUCGGUUGGAGAUUCCCUGGGCAGUAUCAUGUCACCAGACGCCAGGCGGCCUGGAGCAGGGCCACACAUGACAUCGACGCCUCGACGGCCUUCGCCUUCGCCGGUGCGAACUAAGGACAUGGACAUCCUGAGACGUGAAAUGGAAACUCUGAGGGAGACGCAACGCCGGCUUUACGCAAAUUUGGAAGUGCGAACACAGGAACUGAAGCAUAGGGAAGUGGAGCACUCAAAGACCAAGGAGGAACUAGCCUCAUUGCGAAUGGAGACCAAUAAGCUGGUCAUAAAGGAGGAUCUUAAACUCCGAGCAGUGGAAGACGAUCAGGUCCAAAUGGAGCAACUGAUUGACCAGCUAAGCUGCUACCGGACAGAGCUGGCAGCAGCCAAGACCAUUUUUGCAGAGAAAGACCAAAUGAUUGAGCAGUUAAAGGAGAAAAUGACAAGUACCGAGAUUAUGUGCGAAAAGAUAAGGGAUGACCAACGCAGCGAGAUUGCGCGCUCGGCUGAUACUCAGCAGCGUCUCGCGGAGAUGACAGAGAACUUCAAGAAGAGCCUGCAUUCUGCACGCCAGGCGGAAGGGGAAGUCGAGCACCUGAAUGCUAUUGUCCAGGAACUUAGACGAAGCCAAGAAGACUGCCUUGCUCAAGAGAAAAGGGCCAAAGAUGAAGCGCGUCAGUGUUUAAAGCGUCUCAAUGGAGAGGAGGUGAAAAUCAAGCAGCUACAGAGGCGAGAGAAAGAGCUGACUGAAGAAAAAGACCAGCUGAAAGCAUGGGGUUCGAGGCUAAAGGAAGAGCGGAGCGCCGCCAUUGAUCGAGCAGUUUCUAAAGCCGGUUCGGAGCAUCAGGAGCGGAUCACUGAUUUGUUGGCCGAACUGUCUAAGCUACAACAAGAGAAUUUAGAGAAGGACUGCGCAUUGGACCGCCUGCGGAAUGACCAUCGAACACUGGAAAAGGACUUGGAAAAGGCCAAGAGACGGCCAGAACAACUCAUCUCAGAGCACACUCUUGCCGAGCUGAGACAACGUCUCACGUCUGUAGAGGGCAGCAGAGAUGAAGCCAUGCUAGAAGCUAACCUGCAGUGUGACGCCGUGAAACAGAUGGAAGCAAAGCUGGAACACCAACAGAAUACAAGCAGCAGACAGGUUGCGCACUUUGAAGACCUUCUAGAGAAAGCGGACAGGAAGAUUGAUGAUCUGCACGCCAGGGAACAAGAUCUCCAAGCGUCCAAAAAGAUCUUGACAAGCCAGCUACAGACGGCUGAGAACCGGCACCAGGAACUAGAUCAGAAGUGGAAAGACAAGAUGGCUGGCCUAGAGCAGAUGCUCAAGAUAAAAGAUGUGGAGUUAUUAGCCCAGGUGGAGAAUACCACAGCUUACUCCAGAAAGUGUAUCAUUGAGCUUCGAGAGCAAGUCCGGGUGCACCAGCGCUUUGGAGUCAAAUGUCGCGCGAGUGAACUUGCAAUGGCUGAGAAGCGGAAGGAGGCAGAAGACCGCCUUGGGAAACUUGUCCAGAAGGGUCACGAUGAAAAGUGUCACUUGCUUGAAGAAAUCGAGAGCACUAAGGAAGCCAUGGCAACGAACCUUCAAAGAAUGAACAGGUUGCUGGCGGAACGUGGCCGGCUUCAGGAGGACUUAGCCUUCUCGAGGGAACAAGAAUCGUCCACCCGUACAAAUCUCAUGCAGAUGGUUAAAGAAAUGCAGGAUUUGACUGAGGAGAAACGUCAAUUAGCACUUGCGUUACACGCUUACCAGGUGGCCCCUGGGAAAAACCAGUCGGAGAAUAUUCUAUUUCCCAGCACAUAUUCUGCCGCUCGUUUGAACGCAUUGAAAGGCAGAUUUCAAGCGUCAGACACAGGCAUUGCUAACAGGACCACCACGCCAGUGCAUGCGCCUGGAAGGCAAGGACGGCAACCAAGUGCAAGCCAUGUAGCACCCGCAGCUCGCCCGGCACCCAGAGCAGCGAACCCGAGUAUCCGCCUAGAGAGCCCGGCGCCGGGAGCAGGCAGCCGGGACAACAGCAGCAUCAGCAGCAGCAGCUCGGAGAGGCUGAGUAUGGACGCUCUCCAGUAGGAGCGGCAAUCAAGAUCACCCCGUGCAGAAAGCAGACAGCCUCGAUAUCUGGCAUGUGCAUAAAAUAUUGACAAACAAGUAUCCUCAUAUUCAAAAUUUGAAUAAGUAUUACAUUUCCGGCAUAAUAUUCGUCCUCUUUUCCCAAGUCUUGUCAAUCCAACCCUAUGGAGAGGGGCUAGCAUAUUUUCAUCAUAACAAUAAACAGGUAACUUAGUGCGUAGUAUUCAUCGUUAUUUCAGGAGAAAGGCUGCAGUAGAACAAAGUGUUCCAUUUUGUAAGUGUUGUAUGUUGGGAACAGUAAAUUCUCCUUUUUAACUCUUGUUUUCAACUGUUAACAUUAUGCGCACUACUGGAAAGAUGUUAUCCUUGUAGAGAUUUUCUGAUACUUUCUGCACGUCGCGGACUACUUUA